This is a messenger RNA of Dipodomys ordii (Ord's kangaroo rat), 1709 nucleotides long. RefSeq names its product ring finger protein 144B (gene Rnf144b). The transcript is spliced from 8 exons. Gene Ontology annotation, cellular component: cytoplasm; ubiquitin ligase complex; mitochondrial membrane. Lineage: Eukaryota; Metazoa; Chordata; Mammalia; Rodentia; Heteromyidae. Gene Ontology annotation, biological process: positive regulation of proteasomal ubiquitin-dependent protein catabolic process; protein polyubiquitination; ubiquitin-dependent protein catabolic process. Gene Ontology annotation, molecular function: zinc ion binding; ubiquitin protein ligase activity; ubiquitin conjugating enzyme binding. The record is from RefSeq and is a predicted model, not a curated record. Bases 391 to 1302 code for a protein of 303 amino acids.
CGCUGCUGCUGCUGCUGCUGCUGCUGCUGCUGCUGCUGCUGCUGUUGUGUUGUUGCUGGCUGGUGAGCUGUGCCCUCCACUCGUUCUUCAUUCGGCUCUGCAAGGUUCCUGGGGAGGCGCAGCUGCCCAUCAAGAGCAGGAGGCGGGUUAGGGACUCCUCCUCUUCUCCACCGAUAGGUCUGGGCGUGGAGUCCUGUGGCAAUCCUGCGAAGUGUAAAGCUGUCAGGCGCAGAGCACCGAGGGAAAGGGGACAGAAUGAAAGAGCUCCUCCUCCCGGGCGUGUGAGCAGCCCUGGCUGCCGUGCGCCCCAGACAGGCUGCGGAGAGCCGCCACACGAUCACAAUUCUCUGCCAGGGGCUAAGGAGACUGAAGAGGGCUGAAGACAGACUAAUGGCUUCGGAUACUGGGUUCCAGUAUCUCACCAUGACAGCUGAAAAUCCAGCACCUGGAGACCUGUCUCCGGCCCCCCUCAUCACUUGCAAGCUCUGCCUGUGUGAACAGUCUGUGGACAAGAUGACUACACUCCAAGAAUGCCAGUGUAUCUUCUGUACAGCUUGCCUGAAACAGUAUAUGCAGCUGGCAAUCCGAGAAGGAUGUGGGUCUCCUAUCACUUGCCCCGACAUGGUGUGCCUAAACCACGGGACCCUGCAGGAAGCUGAGAUUGCCUGUUUGGUACCUGUGGAUCAGUUUCAGCUUUAUCAGCGGUUAAAAUUCGAACGAGAAGUACACCUGGACCCCCACCGAACGUGGUGUCCUGUGGCAGACUGUCAGACCGUAUGCGCUGUUGCAGCGAGCGACCCAGGACAGCCUGUAUUGGUGGAAUGCCCUUCUUGCCACCUGAAGUUCUGUUCAUGUUGCAAGGAUGCGUGGCAUGCAGAUGUCUCCUGUAGAGACAUCCAGCCUAUCAUCCUGCCAACGGAGCACGGGUCCCUGUUUGGGACAGACGCAGAAGCCCCCAUUAAGCAGUGCCCUGUUUGCCGGGUUUAUAUCGAACGCAAUGAAGGCUGUGCUCAGAUGAUGUGUAAGAACUGCAAGCACACAUUUUGCUGGUACUGUCUGCAGAACCUGGAUAACGAUAUUUUCCUCAGGCACUAUGACAAAGGGCCAUGCAGGAAUAAACUUGGCCACUCGAGAGCUUCAGUAAUGUGGAACCGAACACAGGUGGUGGGGAUUCUUGUGGGAUUGGGCAUCAUUGCUUUGGUGACUUCACCCUUGUUGCUCCUGGCCUCUCCAUGUAUAAUCUGUUGUGUCUGCAAGUCCUGUCGGGGCAAGAAGAAAAAGCAUGAGCCAUCCACAACCUAAAGAUCUCUGUUUGUGUUCACGUGCCCCAGAUGUCCAGGUUAUCUGAGACCGCAUAGUGAUCAAAACCCCACUUAGUGAUCUUGACUCCUCCUCCUUGCCAAACUUUGGAAGUGCCUCUUGUGUCCAGACUUUGAAAUUGCCUACAAGCAUUCAGCUCUGGAAAAGGCCAAAUCCCUCGUGCAAGUGUUCCCAUGUCACAAGAACCUGGAUCUACAGUCAAGACUGUGUGUGUUCGGAGCAUGUCAGAGGAGUUUGGGGUUGUGAGGGAAGAACUACUGAUACAUCAUUAUUUUGUCAUCCAAAGGAUCCCAUGGGGCUGCUCAUCUUCGAGCCAAAUUCAAGGAACCUGAGUUAACAUUCAAUAUAAUAAAUGUGUUGUCCUGGUUGGCAACAUAUAUACUAACUGA